Molecule: messenger RNA, 3286 nt
Organism: Zerene cesonia (dogface butterfly)
Lineage: Eukaryota; Metazoa; Arthropoda; Insecta; Lepidoptera; Pieridae
Gene: ine
Product: sodium- and chloride-dependent GABA transporter ine-like
Exons: 9
Coding region: 151-2337 (728 amino acids)
Biological process (GO): transmission of nerve impulse; neurotransmitter transport; sodium ion transmembrane transport
Cellular component (GO): membrane
Molecular function (GO): neurotransmitter:sodium symporter activity; osmosensor activity
Source: RefSeq, a predicted model, not a curated record
UUGUCGCGAAUGACGAUGACGAGUCAGUCGGUCGGCCAUCUAACCCGAUCUCGCUCGUUGAGUCGGUAGAUUAUAUUUAUUUAUAAGUAGCGCGUUGCCAGUGGCAAACGCGACAUCAAUCACCGCGUAAUGACCCUGUGACGUGAUAAUAUGAAUAGGGACUCACAAGAUACUUCAGCGGAAGCCGCCUCAGCUAACGCGGCGGUCCACGUGGAUCAAUAUGAUGGAUCAGACAUGGAACAUUCAAAACUUCUGUAUCCACAAUCGCCCACACCGACCGUAACGCCAUCUGGUCAGAUGCGAAAGGUGAAAAGCUUUACCGAUACGCAUCGCAUUCGAGACGUCAACGCUGCGUCAGGUGCAGCGUCUGCAAGAAGCCUUCGCCCUUAUGACCAAGUGACCACGUACCCUGAGGGUUCCGAUGCCGGUACCAAUCAAUAUGCCCCAUCCGUCCGAUCCCUUGCCUCUAUCGGCAUGGGUUGCACGGAUGGGCGGAAAAUGGUAAUAAGACGCGUUCCAACUUCACCAACUGAACUAUUUCAUCUUGUUCGUCCUCCUACGCCACCGGAUGAAGACACUGCGUCACACGAAAGUGAUUGCGGAGAAGAAGAGGAAGAUGCCGAAACCGUCCACUUGAAGCCGAGAAGACCGUUUUGGGCGAACAAAAUUCAAUUUGUUUUGGCAUGUGUGGGUUACUCUGUAGGGUUGGGUAACGUGUGGCGCUUUCCAUAUCUUUGUUAUAAAAGUGGAGGAGGUGCUUUUCUCAUUCCAUACUUCAUAAUACUCCUGGUGUGUGGUGUGCCCAUGUUGUUUAUGGAAUUAGCAAUUGGCCAAUAUACAGCACACGGGCCUAUCGGUGCCCUCUCACAAAUAUGCCCAUUGUUUAAAGGUGCUGGCCUCGCAAGUGUAGUAAUCUCGUUUUUAAUGUCCACGUAUUAUGCAGUUAUAAUUGCAUGGGCAAUAUAUUAUUUCUUCACAUCAUUUAAAUCUGAAGUACCCUGGGCAACAUGUUCAAAUCGAUGGAACACACCUUACUGUUGGAUUCCAAAUCACAACAUAACUAAACCGAAUGGAUCACAGACACCUACCGAACAAUUCUUCGAGAAAAAAGUACUAAAUAUGAGCGAAGGUAUAGAAUACCCCGGGAGCAUGCGGUGGGAACUGGCUGCUUGUUUAGUUUGUGCUUGGUUACUUGUCUACUUUGCCCUGUGGAAAAGCAUAAAAUCUUCGGCAAAAGUACGAUAUAUAACGACGACGUUGCCUUUCCUACUCAUAAUAGUAUUUCUUGGCCGUUCUCUAACUCUCGAAGGCGCCGAUCAAGGGUUAAGAUUCUUUUUCAAGCCAGAUUGGGAAUUAUUGAAACAAUCAAGGCCAUGGGUAAAUGCAGCAUCACAAAUCUUCAAUUCCAUAGGAAUUGCCUUCGGAUCUAUGAUCAUGUUUGCUUCGUACAACCGCUUCGAUAAUAACUUUCUACACGAUACACUGGCCGUAUCGCUAGUCAAUGCAGUAACAAGUCUUAUUGUUGGGAUAUUUACAUUCGCUACCAUAGGAAACAUUGCAACUGAACAAAAUACAAGCGUUAAAGAUGUUAUUGCUGACAGUCCCGGACUUAUUUUUGUGGUAUACCCACAAGCUAUUGCAAAGAUGCCAGCUCCUCAGCUAUGGGCCGUUUUAUUUUUCUUCAUGUUUCUAUGUCUUGGAUUAAACAGUCAGUUCGCCAUUGUCGAGGUAGUUGUUACUUCCAUUCAAGAUGGUUUUCCUGAUAUGAUACGAAGACGACUCGUGUAUCACGAGCUGUUAGUGCUACUAGUGUGCGGCAUAUCUUUGGUCUUUGGUUUGCCGCAUAUAAUACAGAGCGGUAUAUACUUAUUCCAGUUGAUGGAUUACUAUGCGGCAUCUCUUAGCAUAACAUAUCUCGCUUUCUUUGAAGUAGUAGCCAUUGCAUGGUUUUAUGGCGUUGAAAGACUAUCCCGGAACAUAAAGCAAAUGACAGGUCAGCGGCCAUCUUUAUACUUCCGUUUCUGUUGGCUAAUAGCGGCUCCUGCCCUGCUAUUAGCACUCUGGGUAGCAAGUUUAGUUGACUACACUCCACCCAGUUACCGACAGUACCAAUAUCCUGCAUGGGCGCAAGCGCUAGGCUGGAUCAUCGCCUCACUUUCCUUGUUAUGCAUACCAGGAUAUGCACUUAUUGUUAUAAUAAGAUCACCGGGGAAAACAAUUGGAGAAAAACUACGUAAUUCAAUUCGCCCCACAUUUAUGUGCGAUUGUGGCGUCAACGGUUGUGAUAUAUGCUGCUCGGAAUCUGAACCUCCCGAUGAUAAAACAACUAUCAGCUAGUCUUCAAACUACAUUUACCUAAAUUUAUUAACUUCUAUAAGUGUUAUAAUUAGCCUAUUAUAGUUAAGCGGGUGUUCACACCAACACUUGUGAUAUCAAAAAUAAACAAGACGAAGGUGAUAAACCGAACAUUCCUCCAUCAUAAUUAUCAUUCAUUUUGUAAUGAGAUAGAGAUCACACUUGACCUCAAACUAUAGUGUUUGCUUUGUAACAGUGACAUAGUUAAAUGCACUCGAAUUGAAGGGUUAGAAGGUACUCUAACGUACCAUUUUGAAGGAUCUGUAAAUAUAUAGUAACUUAUUCUAUUUUUGUAACAUUGAAUGGAAAAUCAAUUACGACCAAUGAAAAAAAAAACAUAAAUACAGGUAGUUUUAGAAAGAAAUAUAAAUGAAUGCCAAUGUCACUUGAAUUACCACUGCAUGAUAUAUUGUAAGUUAAUUUUAAGAUAUUUUUAGCAUUUGCUAUAUUCAAAUUUGGGACUACUUACUACAAUAAAUUAUUUGAGAAAUUAUAAUUUUUCAGACAUAUAACUAAAUAAAGGUAAUACUCACAAGAUUUGAUAUAAAGGUAUUUAUAUCUUUAUAUACAUAAAUAAAAUUAUGUGAAUAACCAAUUGACUUACUGUAAUUUUUGUAUGUCAAUGGAGUAACUGCCAACAUUUGUUUAUAACGGUAGGAAUUAAAAUAUUCUGUGAUUUUAAGCAUUCCAUGUAACAUUCUUAAAGCUAGAUUUAAUAUGAUUAGUGUAAGUAUUUAUUCUUACUAUGGUAAAACCAUAAAUAUGUAUCUGUACUCAAUUGGAAUGUUUAUUGAUCCUAUUUAUGAAUCAUUCAUAAUUUAAUUAAAGAAUGAACACAUACAAUUUGGAGUUUAAUAAUUUGAUUUUGUGUCCAAUCAACAAUAAGUCUGUUAAUUAGUUAAAAGUGAAAAAUAAAAUAAAUACAAACAUA